This is a messenger RNA of Helianthus annuus (common sunflower), 1042 nucleotides long. Its product is annotated as probable glutathione S-transferase. The transcript is spliced from 2 exons. Bases 42 to 743 code for a protein of 233 amino acids. The record is from RefSeq and is a predicted model, not a curated record. Lineage: Eukaryota; Viridiplantae; Streptophyta; Magnoliopsida; Asterales; Asteraceae. Gene Ontology annotation, biological process: glutathione metabolic process. Gene Ontology annotation, molecular function: glutathione transferase activity. Gene Ontology annotation, cellular component: cytoplasm.
UACAAUAAGUGUUCAUCAAGUCAGCGGUAGUGCAUGUUUAUAUGAAUCUAGCCACCCAAGAACUCAAACCAGUUUAUCAGGAAAUGGCGGAAAAGGUGAAGUUGUACGGAGUUGAAGUAAGUCCGUUCGUUUGCAGAGUCAAAUAUGCUUUGAAUCUCAAGGGAGUCAACUACGAGUUCAUCCAAGAAGAUCUGGACAACAAGAGUCCCGACCUUCUCAAAUACAAUCCUGUUCUUAAAAAUGUACCCGUUCUCCGACUCCUACACAAUGGAAAUCCGAUAUCGGAGUCUCUUGUGAUCAUCGAGUAUAUCGAUGAUGUCUGGAAAGGGGUUCCGAUUAUGCCCAAGGAUGCUUACGAGAAGGCUCAGGCUCGAUUUUGGGCCAAGUUCUUUGUUGAUAAGUGCCAUCCUGCAAUAUUCAAGGCUAUUGGCAGCCAUGGAGAGAAGCAAGAUGUUGCAGAAGCACAUGAGCAUCUACAAUUUCUGGAAAAUGAACUGAAUGUCAAAGGCAGCAAGUUUUUUGGAGGUGACAACAUGGGACUGAUUGAUAUUUGUGCAACUUUCAUAGGCUAUUGGGUUGGAGCAGCAGAAGAAGCAUUAGGAAUAGAGGUGGUGACCAAAGACAAGUUCCCAAAAGUAAUAGAAUGGGCUCAUAACUGUAUUAACUGCCAAGUUGUCAAGGAUGACUUGCCUUCAAGAGAAAGUCUGAUUGCUUAUUACACACGGCGGUUUGGUAAGGCGUAAUACGGUUAUUAAUGUGAGCUCUAUGAAGUUUAAUCCUUUGUAUGACAUCCAUCGGUGUUUCAAUAAGCAGCUCGUAGAUGCUGGUUUGUUUUGUACUAUGUUGUAAGUAAUCUAUUCGAUGUUUAUGUUUGGGAAGGCUUAAUACGGUUAUAAAUGUGUUCUUAUGAAGUUAAAUCUUCUCUGUAUGACAUCGAUCCAUCGAUAUUUGAAUAAGCAGCUCGUAGAUGCUGAUUUGUUUUGUACUAUGUUGUAUGUCAUCUAUUUGAUGUUUAUGAUUUUGCUGAAGCUGAUAUGAAAUA